Rasamsonia emersonii CBS 393.64 is the source of this 1389-nucleotide messenger RNA. RefSeq lists its product as uncharacterized. Gene Ontology annotation, molecular function: alpha-1,2-mannosyltransferase activity. Lineage: Eukaryota; Fungi; Ascomycota; Eurotiomycetes; Eurotiales; Trichocomaceae. The record is from RefSeq and is a predicted model, not a curated record. Gene Ontology annotation, cellular component: membrane; Golgi apparatus. Bases 1 to 1389 code for a protein of 462 amino acids. Gene Ontology annotation, biological process: protein N-linked glycosylation; protein O-linked glycosylation; cell wall mannoprotein biosynthetic process. The transcript is spliced from 9 exons.
AUGUAUCUGUAUGCUUAUCCUUAUCCCUGUUACUCCUUCCGGAGAGCGCUGAAGCCCACGCUCGCUGUCGUCUUGACUUUGGCCAUCGUGCUGCUGGUCUACUCCCGCGAUGCAUGGUAUCUCUCGUCGGGGGACCGGGAGAUAGCCCGGAUGCGCCUGUCCAUGGCAGAGCCCUCCACCCACCUCUGGCGGCCGGAAGACGCAGCUCGCCACGGCGAGUCGCGCCCCUUCAACGCCACCAUCAUCGCGCUGGUGCGCAACGAGGAGCUGGACGGCAUGGUCUACUCGAUGCGCCAGCUGGAGCGGUCGUGGAACUCGAAAUUCAACUACCCGUGGACCUUCUUCAACGACGUGCCGUUUACGGAGGAAUUCAAGCGCCGGACGCAGGCGGAGACCAAGGCUGAGUGUCGAUAUGAAUUGGUCCCCCCCGAACACUGGGAUGUCCCCGACUGGAUCGACCCCAACGUCCUGCAGCAGUCGAUCGACAAGAUGAAUGCCAAAUGGGUCAAGCAUGCCUCCCAGAUCAGCUACCAUCAGAUGUGUCGCUGGUACUCGGGGUUUUUCUACAAGCACCCGGCGUUGAAGGACAUGAAGUACUACUGGCGGGUGGAGCCGAAUGUGAAAUUCUUCUGCGACAUCAACUACGACGUCUUCCGGUUCAUGGCAGACCACAACAAGACGUACGGCUUCACCAUCAACAUCUACGACGACCCCAACACGCUGCCCUCGCUGUGGCCCGAAACCAUGGCCUUCCUGGAGCAGCAUCCCGAGUAUCUCAGUCCGGACAACUCGCUCGACUGGCUGACCGACGCCACCGGCCGGCCCGACGUCACCGCGCGCGCCCACGGCUACAGCACCUGUCACUUCUGGAGCAACUUUGAGAUUGGCGACCUGGACUUUUGGCGCAGUCCGGCCUACGAGGCGUACUUUGCGCAUCUGGACCGUGCAAAGGGCUUUUUCUAUGAGCGCUGGGGGGAUGCCCCGGUUCAUAGUGUUGCGUUGGGGCUGUUUGCCGAGAAUCGUAACAUUCAUUGGUUCAGAGACAUCGGCUACCAACACAGCGUCUUCAGCAACUGCCCCGACACGCCCAACUGCCACGGCUGCCGGCCCAACAAACUGGCCCCGCUGACGCUGUGGCUGAACAAGGAAGACUGCCGCGUAAACUGGUUCCGGCAGGUGUGCGCCAGCCGGCGGAAAAACGGCGAUAUGAAUGACGAGGACGGGUUAUGUGGGGAGUGUUUCGGUUGGUUGUAUACGGUAUAUGGUAUGGAAUAUGAUAUAGUGAUUAAGGAAAGUAGUAUCUACAGGAUUUAUUUUGGGCAAGCGAAAUUUGCAGUCAGUCAUCUGACCCACGUAUAUCUUUCUAUGAAAACCCUAAAUUAUUACUAG